CGCACAUCCAAAGGCGUGGAGGAGUGGGGCGUUCACGGGUAACCGUGUUAACUUAGAAGACCGAGAGCGACGGCAAAGUCUCCUGUAGACGCACUAAGCUACCUUAUGACAAGGACACUAAGACCCAAAGGAUUCGCCUUAAGAGUGUACCUGUAGUACUGCAAGAGAUUUAGCUGUACAUAAGGUCUGCACACUUCCUCUUGCAGGUUUGCGGAAGAACGCCAGCUUAGUGUGCUACACUGAAAACGGGAUGUGCAAAUGAGGUGCAUUUACGUGCAUAAAACGGCAAGCAGUGUCUUGUAACUUACUGAGGAAGUGCGUGCAGCCAGACUUAACAUUGUUUAUUCCCUCCCACAGGUGUCAAGCAAACUGCUCUUGCAAGUGGUCGCCCUGCAAGUUAGCAAAUAUCGUGACAAAAUGCUAACCAUGUUCUGGGCGAUAUUCUUAUUGACACUGACGCUCUAUGUGGUUUAUCGCUUCCUCACCUUCGGCGCCAAAUACUCGCAACCUCCCGGGCCGCUGCGCUGGCCUUUCGUUGGACACGCCUUCACCGUCAACACUUCUCAAGCCCGAGUUUUCGCCCAACUGGCUAAAGACUUUCGAGGGUUGUAUACACUGAAUUUUUUCGGGAAACGAUUUGUGGUCAUAAGCGACGCGAGAGUCAUUCAGAACGUUAAAACGUCUAAGGAGAUCACGGAGAAACUUUUUACCCAUAGUCCCUGUGACUUCCUGUCUAAGUUUACGUUACUGGGUCGGACAACUCCUUAUAUGGAACCAUCGGAGAAAUGGAUGAGCAGACGACAGGUGCUGACCAAGAAACUAAACAUAUACACUGGCGGGCUUCAACUAUCUGAGAGCCUGCUUAAACAAGAAUUUGGACAGCUGACGGCAUGGAUUGAAAGCCACAAAGGGAAUUCCGUGGAUCUUUCCCCAGUGCUGAUGGCAUCGCUUGUGAAUACAAUGACUAUUUUGCUGCUCGGCAAGAGGUUUCCCUACGAAGGUCCGGAGAUUAAAGCCGUGUGUGACGUGAUCCUGGGAGCGGAGAGCCUCUCAGGCCCCCGGACGGACGGUCUCCUCCAAGCACUGCCCUGCCUCGGCCGAUUGCCCGUGCUCUGGGGCGCUACCACCAAGAGGCUAAAGAAGAAUUUAAAACUUGUACAGGAGUAUUAUUACGAGGUUCCUAAGCACGAUUCAAAGGCAGGAGGUACAGCCGGGCUGAUGGGACUUCUCAUGAAAACGACGGAAGGUAACAACAACACUGGGGUGGCGUCAGAGUUUUCUGAAGAUAACGUCAUGGAAAUGGUGAUCGAGGUCUUGACAACAAGUGUUCCAAAAAUGCACGCUGCCCUCAUGUCCUUCAUUUGGAUGACGCUUCACAAACCGGCCAUUGCUCUCAAAAUUCAGCGCGAGGUGGAGAAAGUCACGAACUCCACGAGACUUCCGACUCUAAGAGACAGAGAGCGCAUGCCCUAUACGGAAGCUGUUAUACUGGAACUGCUUAGGUUCAGCCCCAACGUGCCUUUCAGCCGUCACCUUGUGAUUGAGGACACGAAACUGGAAGAGUUCCAAAUACCUUCAAAGACAACAAUCCUGACAGACCUAAGUUCCGUAAAUCAUGACGCAAACUUGUGGGGAAACCCGGACAAAUUCGUGCCGGAAAGAUUUCUGGAUGACAACGGAAGACUACUUUCGGAACAUAGCGAGCCAAGAAAAAACCUUCACUCGUUUGGAAUUGGAAAGAGAAGUUGCAUUGGCCAAGCAUUUGCCUUAUCACGGAUGUUCCUCUAUGUGGCAACACUGCUGCAGCAGUUUAACUUCCGGUCUCCAGAAGACGGCCCCGCUCAUCAGCCUAACGGGCCGCUGCUUUUUACCGGAAGUAUUGCCAAACCUGCGCCGUUUCUUGUCAAACUUUUCCAACACCCAUAUAAAGUGGACUUCUACAGACAGCAGAAAUCGUAGUCUUUGUAUCUUAAUUUUGGUUUAUGUACAUAUGUAUGAUUAUAACAUCAGUAAACCCGUUACGUUUUUAACAUCUUGUCAUGAUGUUGAAAUAAAGGGCAAAUAAAUUGUUACUUUUCCUAAAGCUCACAUCUCUAAUACUUUUAAUAACUUUUAUUGCUCAUUUGUUCUCUUUGGUUUUAAUUUAUACGUGUUGUUAGCAACAAAUCUGAAAAUAUUUCAAAAAGAUUCGGAAAUCUGUUUCGUGAACACUUCAUAUCAUAGCAGGUUUCCUUUAGAUAUCUUAAAGAACUAACAACAACAGCAAAGUCCGUUUGUCUUUGACGUACUUACGUAAAGAUUCCCUGUUGUAAAGGUGGGUAUGACAUGGAUGUUUUCAGGGGGUAAUUAUGCAAAAUAUCGUCUACACAUGCAUGCACAUGUUCUCGUGAUUUUGACUUGGUAAUGUAUCAUAGCAUGGGAAAAUUUUACCACGCUAGCUAUAAAAAUGCAAGAAGUGCUGUCGGCAAUCUCUCGCCUGACGAGUUGGAUCAACACCUGGGCCCAGUUUCACAAAGAUGUACAUGUACGAUAUCGCACGUAUAGAACAAUGCUAUGGCAAUAGUGAGGUAUAAAAUACCGAACGACAAAUGUACGAUGAAAAACGUACACCGCUUUGUGCAAGUAGCCCACAGUUUCGCUGGUCUUUGUAAAACUAACGGAAGGAAAUGUAGGUAGCUUCCUUAACUUCAUUUAGAUUCGGUAUCGCUUUGUAUGUCCAUAAAGUAUACAAGGUUCACAUCACAAUGGACCCGAGAUUUAUUCUCAGUUCGAAAGUGUACAAAUCUGUUCUUGUGGAGAUGAAACGUAGAUAACGUCAACUAUUUCUGCUGGCAUGUUAUUAAUAUGAAGCGUUUUUACCUUCAACCAUGACCCAAAAAUCAAAAAUUUUGUUUUCUGUACAUUAAUGUUUAACUUGCACAAGUUGCAAUAGGAACCGAAUGCAUUUAAAGUUUUUCGGAGGCCAUUU
This is a messenger RNA of Liolophura sinensis, 2968 nucleotides long. RefSeq names its product vitamin D 25-hydroxylase-like. Bases 418 to 1959 code for a protein of 513 amino acids. The transcript has 6 exons. The record is from RefSeq and is a predicted model, not a curated record. Gene Ontology annotation, molecular function: heme binding; iron ion binding; steroid 17-alpha-monooxygenase activity. NCBI's taxonomy places the organism in Eukaryota, Metazoa, Mollusca, Polyplacophora, Chitonida, Chitonidae. Gene Ontology annotation, biological process: hormone biosynthetic process; progesterone metabolic process.